AGCGCGGCGGGUGGGCAGGGCGGAUGCCGGGCGAGGAGAGGUGAUGAAUAUUCAUGCUGUAGCGCCCGCGGGGGCGGGGCCGGGCGCGCGCCGAUGGCGGGAGGCAGCGCCGGGGCGAGGGGCGCAGGCCGCCGGGCCGCCCCCCGGCUGGACGGGCUGUUCCUGCGGCGCUUCCUGCGGCUGCAGGCCGUGCUCUUCCCCCGGUGGCCCUCCCCGAGCGCCCUGAUGUUCCUGACGCUGCUCGGCGUCACCUUGCUGGAGCAGCUCGUUAUUUAUCAGGUCGGUGUCAUCCCCAGCCGAUACUACGAGGUCCUAGGGAACAAGGACAUCUCUGGGUUCAAAAGGGUGACUGCCGUUGCUCUGAUUCUGAUCGUCGUGAACUCCACGCUAAAAAGCUUCGACCAGUUUAUCUGCAGUAUGAUGUACGUGAGCUGGAGGAAAUCCCUCACCGAAUACCUCCACAAGUGCUACUUCCAGGGCCAGGUCUACUACAACCUGCACGUGCUGCGUGAGGACAUCGAUAAUCCGGACCAGCGCAUCAGCCAGGAUGUGGAGAGAUUCUGCAAGCAGCUCAGCUCCAUGGCCAGCAAGGUCAUCAUCUCACCCUUCACGCUGGCCUACUACACAUACCAGUGCUUCCAUAGCACAGGCUGGCUAGGCCCAGUGAGCAUCUUUGGGUAUUUUGUUAUUGGAACGAUCGUCAACAAGGUAUUGAUGAGCCCAAUUGUGUCGAAACUUGUGCAGCAAGAAAAACUGGAGGGGGAUUUCAGGUUCAAGCACAUGCAGAUUCGUGUCAAUGCGGAGCCAGCUGCUUUUUACAGGGCUGGGCAAGUGGAGCACGCGCGCACAAAUCGGAGGCUGCAGAGCCUGCUGCAGACCCAGAGGGAGCUGAUAGGGAAGGAGCUGUGGCUGUACAUCGGGAUUAACACCUUUGACUACCUGGGAAGCAUCCUGAGCUACGUGGUCAUUGCCAUUCCCAUCUUUUCUGGGGUCUAUGGUGACCUGAGUCCAACAGAACUCAGCGCCCUGGUCAGCAAGAAUGCCUUUGUUUCCAUCUACCUCAUUGGCUGCUUCAGCCAGCUCAUAGAUCUCUCCAGCACCUUGACUGAUGUAGCAGGCUACACACACAGGAUUGGCGAACUGCAGGAGACCCUGCUGAGCCUUGGCAGAAAGAAAAAUGCUAGCUACUUAGAAGCCAAAGCCAGUUGGGAUUUGGAUGGCAGCCCUUCUGGGGAGGACUCAGUGCCCAGGGACACAGCUUUCCUUCUGGAGCAAGUGACGCUCUCGGUGCCAUCCUCUGGCAAGCUGCUUAUCAAGGAUUUGAGCCUCAAGAUCUCGCAAGGAAACAGCAUCAUGAUUGUGGGGAAUACUGGCACAGGAAAGACGUCUCUUCUGAGGGUCCUGGGGGGACUCUGGGAGAGCAUGCGAGGGAGUGUCAAGAUGCUGACAUGCUUUGGCCCUCGGGGAGUGGUGUUUCUGCCGCAGCGGCCCUUCUUCACCGACGGAAGUCUGCGUGAGCAGGUGAUCUAUCCUCUGAAGGAGAUCUAUCCGGUUUCAGGGUCUUCCGAUGAUGAGAGAGUUGUGCGAUUCCUGGAGCUGGCUGGGCUGACUGAUCUGCUGGCAAGGGCUGGAGGACUGGACGAGCAAGUGGACUGGAACUGGUAUGACAUCCUGUCCCCAGGGGAGAUGCAGAGGCUCUCGUUUGCACGGCUCUUCUACCUCCAGCCAAAAUAUGCGGUGCUAGAUGAAGCCACCAGCGCUCUGACAGAAGAGGUGGAGCAUGAACUGUACCGUAUGUGCCUUCAGCUGGGCAUGACACUCAUCAGUGUGGGACACAGGGCCAGCCUGGAAAAGUUCCACAGCUGGAUUUUGAAACUUCAUGGGGAGGGAAGAUGGGAGCUCAUUCGGUGCGAGAAGACGAAGCGGCUCCCAGCUGGGGAAGAAUUCUGAAAAAUAUGCUGUUGUCUGGCCAGUCGCAGAACCUGCGCACACAUGGGAGGACUCUGAAUAGCAGACACGGAGCUGCUGAGCCAGCAGCUGUCAACGAGGGAUUCAUCUAGUGCAAGACCAGAUCCGGCUUUUUCUGAUGGACACAGGGCCAAACUUGAACUCAUGGUGUGAGGUUCUGCCAGGAGCAGACACAUCUAUGCCGUACAUUCUCCCAGCCCCCUUCUCCUACCUCCCUGCCUCCCACAGGGGAGGGCGCUGAGCUGCCAGGCUGCCUAAUGGGGCUCGUACAGGCGAUGGUCAGAGGAACCUGCACUUGUGCAGGAUGCAGCGUAAGGCUAAGAUGCAGCCUUCUGUUCUUCCCUCUGCCUUCCUGUUGCCUCCAUCUCUGAUACACAGCUCUGCAGAACGGGCUUCUGUACCUGUGGCUCUGCUGAGGGUUGUGCUCCCCAGCAGGAGCCAAGGGAUGCACUGUAAGGGGAGGACAAUGAUGACACACAGAAGGGCAUCUCUCCUUUCCUUAUGAAACAGGGUUACAGGUCAAAGGAAUAUUUUUGUAUUAAAAUUUGAGGCCUGUUUUCCACCGAUGUUUAUGGAGAA
Messenger RNA from Cuculus canorus (common cuckoo), 2547 nucleotides. It is a transcript of the gene ABCD4, whose product is annotated as ATP binding cassette subfamily D member 4. The record is from RefSeq and is a predicted model, not a curated record. Gene Ontology annotation, cellular component: peroxisomal membrane. Gene Ontology annotation, biological process: peroxisome organization; long-chain fatty acid import into peroxisome; very long-chain fatty acid catabolic process. The transcript has 19 exons. NCBI's taxonomy places the organism in Eukaryota, Metazoa, Chordata, Aves, Cuculiformes, Cuculidae. Gene Ontology annotation, molecular function: ATP hydrolysis activity; ATP binding; long-chain fatty acid transmembrane transporter activity. The coding region runs from base 94 to 1950 and encodes 618 amino acids.